AUGCCAUUCUACAAUCAACUAUUGGAUGUCUCCGAAAAAAUUAUAAACGACCCGAAGCAAUCACCUAUCGCUUUAUCAGCUAAAGCUUUUUUGGACAACAAUCGAUUUAGCUAUACUUUAGGGUUAUUACACAACAACAGAGAGUGCGUUGUGGGAAACAUCGAGAAUCUAACACGUUACGCUUCUGUUUCGAUAUGCUACGACGGAGACAAUCAUAUCUAUAUGGUUGGUGGUUGCAAAAAUAACAAACGUGCAUUAAUAUAA
This is a messenger RNA of Heterostelium album PN500, 264 nucleotides long. RefSeq lists its product as uncharacterized. The coding region runs from base 1 to 264 and encodes 87 amino acids. The record is from RefSeq and is a predicted model, not a curated record. The transcript is spliced from 3 exons. NCBI's taxonomy places the organism in Eukaryota, Evosea, Eumycetozoa, Acytosteliales, Acytosteliaceae.